CAGCUCCACGGUGCAGCAGCAGCGGAGCCGGCGGGUGCGAGUCGGGGGGCUAAUUGGUGUAAAAUGGCGCUGUCUCCAGGAACAAAGAAAAAAGUUUGCUAUUACUAUGACGGUGAUGUGGGGAACUACUACUAUGGCCAGGGCCAUCCCAUGAAACCCCACAGGAUCCGCAUGACACACAACCUCCUCCUCAACUAUGGACUCUACAGGAAAAUGGAGAUUUAUCGGCCACACAAAGCCAGCGGUGAGGAGAUGACAAAAUACCACAGCGAUGACUACAUCAAGUUCCUGAGGUCCAUCCGACCAGACAACAUGUCUGAGUACAGCAAGCAGAUGCAGAGAUUCAAUGUUGGAGAGGACUGUCCAGUGUUUGACGGUCUGUUCGAGUUCUGCCAGCUCUCAACAGGAGGCUCUGUCGCUGGAGCAGUGAAGCUGAACAAGCAGCAGACAGAUAUCGCCAUUAACUGGGCAGGUGGACUCCAUCACGCCAAGAAGUCUGAGGCUUCUGGUUUCUGCUACGUCAACGACAUCGUCCUGGCCAUCCUCGAGCUGCUCAAGUACCAUCAGAGAGUGUUAUACAUAGACAUUGACAUUCACCACGGUGAUGGGGUGGAGGAGGCCUUCUACACCACAGACCGAGUCAUGACUGUCUCCUUCCACAAGUACGGGGAGUACUUCCCCGGCACCGGAGACCUGAGAGACAUUGGAGCUGGGAAGGGAAAGUACUAUGCAGUCAACUACCCACUUAGAGACGGCAUUGACGAUGAGUCCUAUGAAGCCAUCUUCAAACCAAUCAUGGCUAAAGUCAUGGAGAUGUACCAGCCGAGUGCUGUGGUCCUCCAGUGUGGAGCUGAUUCUCUGUCUGGCGACAGACUGGGCUGCUUCAACCUCACCAUCAAAGGCCAUGCCAAAUGUGUGGAGUACAUCAAAAGCUUCAACCUGCCGCUUCUGAUGCUGGGCGGCGGCGGCUACACCAUCCGUAACGUGGCUCGCUGCUGGACCUACGAAACGGCUGUAGCCCUGGACUGCUCCAUCCCUAAUGAGCUGCCCUACAACGAUUACUUUGAGUACUUUGGGCCCGACUUCAAGCUGCACAUCAGCCCGUCCAACAUGACCAACCAGAACACCAACGAGUACCUGGAGAAGAUCAAGCAGCGCCUGUUUGAGAACCUGCGCAUGCUGCCACACGCCCCCGGUACCCAGAUGCAGGCGAUCCCAGAGGACGCCCCGCACCCAGACAGCGCAGACGAGGACGAGGAGGACCCCGACAAACGCGUCUCUAUUCGGGCCCAUGACAAGAGGAUAGCAUGUGAGGAGGAGUUUUCUGACUCUGAGGACGAGGCGGAGGGGCAUGGAGGAGGCCGCCGGAACGCAGCCAACCACAAGAAGCCCAAACGAGUAAAGAAGGAGGAAGAGAAGGAAGGAGAGGAAAAGAAAGAAGUCAAAGAGGAGGAGAAGGAGGAAGAGAAGAUGGACACGUCAGGACCAAAAGAGGAGGUGAAGACAACUUGAAGCCCGGCACAGAAAAGAAUGGCGGCUGUACUAUUUUCCUCAAGCCCCACUGAUUCCUCUACUAUCCUCCUAUGAUGACAGGACCUUCCUGUAUUCCACUUUUAUCCUGUGUUCCUAUUGGCCGGCCUGGUUUACAUUUUGCCACCCCUGUUUCCAAGCCCAGUGAAGCACCAGUUGUGUGGGUGUUGACCAGAACGUUUACACAGUAUUUGAUGAAUGAUAAAACAUGACUUUUAUGUUGCCCUUUUCUCUUGAAUGUUAACCCCACCCACCUGGAGCUCCAUUGAGUGAAAAACAACGCCAUAAAUCCUUUCCAGCCAUAGUGUGAACCAGGUCUGCUCUGAUGUAAAGAUCUAGAGCGUUACUGUUACUCUCAUGCCAUUUCAGAUUUAACAUAUGUGGGGCCCAUUAAAAGUUACCUGCAGAGACGUAGAUGAUUUAUAAGUCUAGUGCUCACAUGCAAAAAUGUCUAUUUAUGGUACUGUUAGAAUAACCAGCAUUCACCAAACUGAAGGUCUGGCUUUGCUGUGUUCAUUUACCAGUGAAUGCAUGUUUAGAAUGAUGUCGCCUUUUACCGUGUACAUAAUACUCUGCAUUUUACCCAGUCAGUCCCUGUUCUAUGCUCAGUGUUAAUUUUAUUAUUUUUUUACUUUUAACGUCUGUCCCUUCAUCCCGUCUUCCUAUGAAGACAGUGUUUUUCACAGUCGGUGUUUCUCCUCCUGAUGGUUUGUGUGAAUGUGUAUGAACAUUGGUUGGGGAGUGAGUGACCUGUUUUAGAUAUUUUGUACCAUUAUAAAGGUGGAGUGAGCUGCUCCAACGCUCGACAUGUGGCUGUGUGGAGUUCUAUCCUUGUGAAAUGUCUAUUAUCAUGACUUUGUAAUAAAAAUUAAGAACCUA
This is a messenger RNA of Limanda limanda (common dab), 2409 nucleotides long. RefSeq names its product histone deacetylase 1 (gene hdac1). Gene Ontology annotation, molecular function: histone deacetylase activity. The transcript is spliced from 12 exons. Bases 64 to 1512 code for a protein of 482 amino acids. NCBI's taxonomy places the organism in Eukaryota, Metazoa, Chordata, Actinopteri, Pleuronectiformes, Pleuronectidae. The record is from RefSeq and is a predicted model, not a curated record.